Molecule: messenger RNA, 6590 nt
Organism: Capsaspora owczarzaki ATCC 30864
Lineage: Eukaryota; Filasterea; Ministeriida; Capsasporidae
Exons: 2
Coding region: 152-6466 (2104 amino acids)
Biological process (GO): ubiquitin-dependent protein catabolic process; positive regulation of proteasomal ubiquitin-dependent protein catabolic process; protein polyubiquitination
Cellular component (GO): ubiquitin ligase complex; cytoplasm
Molecular function (GO): zinc ion binding; ubiquitin conjugating enzyme binding; ubiquitin protein ligase activity
Source: RefSeq, a predicted model, not a curated record
AUUCUAUUAUCUUAUUUCGCUGUUUGUUCGUUUUUGUUCGUAUUUUCUCAGCCAAAGUCGAAUAACGACAAGAACGACAACGAAAGCGACGCAGUCACACUCAGCACUCAACACCAUUGACAAAAAGCAAGCAAAGCCAGCGACUCUCGACAUGGACACCUGCACCAUGGCCGUGGUUGCCGCAGCAGGAGGAGUGCGUACAGCCGCGGGGACGGGAACGGAGGUGGUCGGCUUUGCUGCUGCUCCAGAAGCGACCUCGUCCACGAGCACCACUCUCACAGAAGCAGAAGCUGAAGCAGAAGCUGAAGCAGCACAGACACAGCUACUGCCACUGGCACACAGUGAUGAUGAGACUACUCCUGCUGCAUUGGCCUCGGUGCAGCAAACCGCGCUUGUCAUCAGUUCCGCAAGCGAGCCACCGCUGCCGCUGCCGUCGUCGCCACUACGACCAUCACCGCUGCAACUGCUGCUGAAACAGACACAAGACAGCAGUGCAGCGAGUGGUACGAGUGAGGAAGCCGAGGGACCAACGAAGCAGGACGACGCGCCAAGACGGAACUCGACAACACGAACAGACGAGCUCCAGCCAGCAGAGCCAGAAGAGCCAGAAGAGCAGGACGAGCAUGGCAAUGCAGACUCUGAUGAUUCAGAACUUGGUCAAGUCACUCCCGAGGAGGACGCUGCAGCUGCAUCUCCAUCACCGUUGCCAGAUACACCUGCUUCUUUAGCAGCGCCCGAUCCCGCGACGCCAGCCAAUGCUGCUGCUGCAGUCGUUAUGGUCCACCCGCUGUUUGCGAAUCCUCAUCAUCCUCAUCCUCAUAGUAACAACAAUACCGGGUCGCUCGUGUCGUCUCACAGCGCACUGCCGUCGGACGCGAUAUCCGUGCAGUCGCUGGACUUGUCGCUGUGCGGGUUUAGCGACUACUCGGACUACGACUCGGUCUCCAUGACGAGCCAGCAUUCGCACGUUUUGCAUCCCAAGCACCAUGUCGGCUCGCACGCGCACGUCGGCGUAACGCGAGCAGGAGGGCAUCCAGUGCCGCUGCAUGCAGUGCAUCUGAAUGACCAAAAGUCCAAGCCGGACAAGGUUCCGCGCCGAGAAGAAGAGCACGAGCGUAUGGAUGCCGCCGCCGCCGCGUGCCUUCCUCAGCAGCAGUCGCAAGAGCAUCCCGAACAGCCCAGUCCAACAGAGCUGUCGCAACGGACAGAGGCGCCAGACGAAUCAACACCUUUACCUCUGGCCGACACCGAUGCUGUCCACUCGGCUGGCAACAACACACCCUCGCCAUUCGUAGCCCGGGUGCACCGCUCCGAGACCUCGCACUCUCUAUCGUCUGUAGCCUCUGGCUCGUUGUCCAUCUCCUCGACCAUGGCAACUGCCGGAUCGCUCUUUGCUCACCCAAUGUCGGAUUCGGCGUGCCCUUCCCCGAGUCUCUCCGCAACGUCGGAAGGCCGCCGCUCGAGCCGCUUUGCUGCAACCCCACGCCAGCAUCGCAACAGUGUGCAUUUCAACGACCAGUCGUACUCCGAGCCUGGCAACUCUGGCUCCCAAGACACCCAUUUUGACGAUGGGCCAAGUGCUGCGGAGAGCGGCGGCGACCCAGACGAUGACGACGAUGACAACAGCAACCACAACAACACCAACAGCAACAACAGCAACAGCAACGCCAGCCGCAACGGACAAGACGACGACCACGAGGACCACGAGGACCACGCGCAUGACGACGAAGACGACGACGACCGUCAACAACGCGACUUUCACGUUGGUCGCCGUCUCGGUCGAAGCUAUGCUCGCGAGUCCAUCUCUAGUCUGAGCUCUGUCACCGGAUCGUUUGCUUCCACAUCCGCGCUUGCGUCUGCUUCCAUGUAUGGCGGCGUGGACGAGGAUGGUUCGCAGCUCGCCAACUCGCGAUCGAACACGCCGACAUUUUCGAUUGCUUCCUCCCAUCCCUACGCUUCAUUGUCUCCGUCUGGUUCGCUCAUGUCUAUCACUCAGACAGACCUGGCAACUAGUGGCGCCACCGCCUCCGCAUCCCGCUUUGUUUCUGCGUCGGCAUCUGCGUCCAUGUUGUCGAGCUCUCAUCCAUCGUCGCGCACGCGCAGCGACAGCAAGACCAGCAGCUUCUCCCUCGUCGAUGCUGGAGCGAUGACCGCCAUGGGAGAUUCCGUUUCUCAAUUGGCUGACGACAACAUUUCUGUUGGCGCCGACAGCCUGUCGAGCAACCUCAACCUGUACACGGACAGCACCAGUGUUGCAAGCGUGGUUGUUCGCGGACGCAACGCGGCUGUCAUGGAGACGAGCACGCACUCGUUGCUUUCGCAAGUCUCGAUCGCAUCCUCCACCGCUUCGCAGCAUCACAAUCCCAAUGUGCACCGUGAUGAGUAUUCCGAGUUGUACGAGCGCGACCGCACUCGGUCUCGUUUUGUUCCGUCCUCCACUGGUUCGAGGUCGCAGGGUGUCUCGCCUGCACCGUCGUUUGGCGCGCGGGCCAAACCCAGCUCUUCCUCAACAUCACCCAUGCGAGGCGGCCGGGCCCAAAGUCGCCCGCAACCGAGUCGGCAAAAGCUCGCAAAGGCGGCAGCUGCCUCUGCCUCUGCAGCAGCAGCAGUAGCAGCAUCCGCUUCAGCUUCAGGUUCGGUUGGUGGUGGUGGUGGUAGUGGUGGUGGUGGCUCCUCCGCGUCUUCUUCUCGCAAGCGCAACAAGACACCGGCACAUCGUGCAGCGAAUGCAUCAAAGUCGAUCGCAUCCUCAUCUGCUGCCGCAGCGACUCCCGCGACAGAACACGAAGGACUCCUUUCGCAGCAGCCUACCCCCAUCGCCUUGACCUCCAGUCGUGGAGAGGCCGUCUUCCCAAUGGACCAGAGCGUCACCCUCACAUCAUCAAUGCACUAUGGUUCGCCAGUCCCAGGCUCGACCUCGACAGAGCUCGAUGCCUACCUGCUUUCGCGGUUUGGCACGAAUGAGCGACCGCCCAUCGACGAGGCCCGCUUGGCCGGCUCGACAGCGUCCAGCACUGUUGCCACCAGCCCCCGUCACUCGGCCGGCGGGUCACCUGGUUCCGCAUCACCGCAGUCGGUCCCAGCGCGCCUUGGCGAGAAGCGACGUCGCAAUCGGAAUACAAGUCGACCCUUGUGGGCGGAUCAUGUCAGCUCGUCCAGUGCACCGCCUUCAGACGACGGCUCGGGAGCAGCUACGCCCGUGCAUGCAGGCGCGCCUCCAUCGCCCAAACCACGCCCGCCAUAUUCGCGCCAGCAUUCGGAUAAUUCGUCUCGAAGUGCACAGACCCCUGCCUUUUCUCACACAGCUUCUUCGUCCUCGGCCAAACACCACCUGUUCCGCUCCAUUUCGUUCACCGAAAACUAUCCAGAGUCGUCUCAGGCGAUCGAACGCACCGCUGCCGCGGCUGUUUCCAGCACUGCCGUUGGUCGUCCAGCCACGAUUGCCUUGGAAUCCCACGUUGCAGCAGGCGCGAGUGGCGGAGCCUUGUCUCGCGACGGCUCUGGCAUGAGUGUUUUGCCGGAAGACGCGCUUGGAGCAGACGCCUCUGGGCUGAGCAACUCGGCAUUGGCGCAGGACACGACCAUUACAUUGGAGCACUCGCACACACUGAGUGCACCCAUCGCCAUGGGCAAGCCCGUUCUACCGACAGAUGACAAACCUGCUGCUCAACAUGAUCGUGAUGGUGACGCCGGUUCUGGCAACGAAGACGGCGACGAAGCCGGCGAGGAGGAUGAUCAGAAUGCACCGAAUUCCGACAGCGAUCACUCAAGCAACCUGAGCGAUUACGAGCGCGACACUGAGGAAGAAGAAGAGGAAUACUUUGAAGAAGAGUACGACGAUUACGAAGACGGCGAGUUUCACAACGACGAUGACAACGAGGAUGACGGCGAUGACGACGACGACGACGACGACGAUGAUGAUGAAGAUGAUGAUGAUGACGAGCUUUCCUUCUACAGCGACGAAGACGGAGCCCGGCCUUCGCACACAUAUCCGUCUGCUGACGCAGCUGCAGCUGCAGCCGCAACUGUCACUUCUCUGGGCGGCUUCUCUUCGCGACACGUCGUCGGCACGCACCAUAGCUAUUUCGCCCAGCUUGGCGACACAUCGGAUGACGAGAACGUUUCUGACAGCGAGAGUGCGGUCGACGAGCGAGAUACAGACGUGGCUGCUGGCCAGCAGAUCAGCCACGGCUCGAUCCACGCUCUCGGUAGCGACCUUCGCGCCCACGCUGUGCGAGAAUAUCACUCGCAUUCUGCAGUUGGCGCGUCCACCUCAGCACACCAUCGCGAGUCGGAUGUUAUUUUGGCCGAUAUCGUUGCAAGCCUGCAAGAAAUUCGGGCUCACGAGGCCAUCACGGCGUCCAAUGAGGGUGUUGCUGCAGCAGCAGCAGCAGCUGCAGCAUCGAGCGUUGUCGGGCAGACUUCCACGUCAGAGUUGUCCGCAGGGGACCGUGCAAACCUUUCAGCAAUGAUGCUGGAGGCGCAUUCUUUGCUUGAUGAGUGCAUCAAGGCUGCCUUGGACGGCUAUCGCCUUUCUUUCGACGAUGCUCUGCGACCCCUUCCGUUGGACAUUGGCGACGACCGCGAAAUUCUUGCGCGAGCGAUUGCGCAAACGAGAUUGCGGGCUCUUCGUGAAAACGAGUCUGCCAGCGGCAGUGGCUCUCGGCCGCAACCGCAGUCCGACUCGGCUCAUUCAUCUGCGGCAGAUUCUGCCAGCACCAACAGACCGCUGCGCGGCAGGCGUUUCCGUUUUGUCAACCGGCCUCACGCUGCAAUGGUGCCACCAGUGGAUAUCAUGGCUGGUGGAUUGGCGGGCGCUAGACGGCUGGACUUUGAUCCAGAGUACCUGCGCUCCUCGUGCAGCAUGUGCCUCGAGCAGUUUGCCCUGGACGACAUUUUCAUGUACGACGACUGCUCGUGCAUCUUUUGUGUCGAGUGCUUUGUCCGCUACUACGCCAUGCGCAUCGAAGAUGGUGACAUUGCGCACAUGAUGUGCCCUGGCUGUGGUCGGCUCGUUCAACACGAAGAGCUCGUCGAGGCGUUGCGGACGACCUUUGCCCUGGUUCGCACGCCAGAUGUGGCUGCGCGCUUGCUCGAACGCUUUGAGCGGCUCACGAUGAUUGCUCGCAUCAAUGCCAACCCGAAUGCGCGCUGGUGCCCAACCCCUGAUUGCGAAACCGCUGUGAAUCGCUACCUGGACGCACCUCCGCAAGCAGUGAAUGCGCGCAUGAACAUGGAGUGCUCUCGUUGUGGGUUGCGCUUUUGCUUUGAUUGUUCGCGUGGCUGGCACAACGGAGUCGAUUGCGAGGCUCAUUUCCGAGCCAUGCUCAAGGUCGCCAAGAAGGAACAGGCGCGCUUGCUCAAGCAGGCCAACCGCAUUCGGAAGGGCAAAGGUCCGGCCGUGCUGUCCGACACGCAGCCUCGUCAUCAUCCAACGCCGCAACAGCAUGCACUAGGCUGGCAUGACAGUCCUGGCAAUGGCAACCCGCCUUCGUCGGCUCCAGCUACCGCCACAGAUCAGCAGCUUGCUCCCACAAACAACGAGCUCGUCACGCGAGGCCACCACGCCUCAGAGAGCAUCGAGGGAGGCAGUCUGGGAGCGAAACGCCGCACCACACGAGAACGGUUGGUUGGGUUGUUCAAGGGCGGGCCUGGUCCUGUCAUCGUUUCAGACACAAGCGGGAUGCCGCCGCCGGCAGAGGGUGGUGUGGCACCUGUGGUUGCACACGCGGCGCAAGAAUUGCCCCCGACGACGACGACGUUGACCCCGACCGAGCCACUCGAUGAUUCUGCUCCACAGGUUUUGCUUGGCGGCGCUUCAGAAACCGUGGUCGAUCCGAUCGGGGACGAGCAAGACGAAGGCCAGGGUCUGGCUCACCUGGAAGGGCGUCCCGACCUCAUCUUUGUGCCGUUCACCGGUCCCACCAGCACCGCCGCCGCGCCAUUGGUGGUGCCCGACCACACCAUGGCGCGUGUACCGCAGCAUGUGGUCGAAGAGAUGCAGGCAACGGAGCGCGCGCUCACGCGUCGCGUUCAGAAUCCGGACGUCGUGCAUGUCGACGAGAAGCAGUUUGUCAAAUGGGCCAACAAGAAGACGCGAAAGUGUCCCACAUGCAAGGUCCACAUCGAAAAGGUGAUUGACGGCUCGUGCAAUCACAUGAUUUGCGGCGUGUGCCGAACCGAAUUUUGCUGGCUUUGCGGCGACAAAAUCCCUCCCGUGGGUCACUUUGCGAAAAACAACAUUCGCGGUUGCCCUGGAUUGCAGUUUGGCGUGGAUAGCAUGAGCACGAUGCGCAGGUUUGCCGCCAAGGCACACAUUAUUGGCGUUGUUGCGGGCAAGGGUUUACUUGUUACACUGGGCAUUCCAGUUGCUCUCGCUGCCGCGAUUCCUGUUGCAACUGUCGUCGGAGUCAAAGCGGCGCAACGACGGUGGCGCACGCGUCAGCGCAGAAACCAGCGGCUGUAAUUCUCGCCAGCGGCUGGAAAAUCUCGCAUCAUUGUGAAUCGUGAUUGUUUAUUUUUUUUUUUGUUGGUUUGUUUUUUUCUAUGUACUUCUUAGCAUCUGUCUGUUGUAUCAAUGCAUUUUUAUC